GCCCCUCCUCCUACUUCACUACUUCUUCAAGAGUCCAAUCUGCUCCCUGCGCAUCCUCUAUUCCUCUUCCCCUCCCACUCCCCAGCUCCUGCCGCCCCGCUCCACGUUCCAGAACAUCUGGGGGGGUAUCCCACUCGCAUGGUCACCCCAUAGCCCCCCGAGAAACCACCCCACCGACGCACAGGCAGCAAUGGCGGUGGGCAGCGGCCUGGCCCUGUACCACGUCCUCGGAGUGGCCACCUGCGUGGCGCUGCUGUACUUCACCUUCGGCGAGGUGGACCUCCGCCACAUCUCGCUCCCGUCCUUGCCCGUCUCCCGCCCGUCCCCCUUCCGCGCGGCUGCCGUGGCGGCGCCAUUCGUGGAGCGGCGCGGCGCGCAGCUGUUCCUGGCCGGCCGGCCCUUCUACGUGAACGGGUGGAACUCCUACUGGCUCAUGGACCAGGCCGUGGAGCCGAGGUCCCGGGACCGCGUCUCCCGCAUGUUCCGCACCGGCGCCGAGAUGGGCCUCACCGUGUGCCGCUCCUGGGCGUUCAAUGACGGCGCCUACAACGCCCUCCAGGUCUCCCCCGGCCACUUCGACGAGCGCGUCUUCAAGGCGCUGGACCGGGUGGUCGUGGAGGCCGGGCGGCACGGGGUGCGGCUGAUCCUGAGCCUGGCGAACAACCUGGAGGCGUACGGUGGCAAGACGCAGUACGUGCGGUGGGCGUGGGAAGAGGGCGUCGGCAUGUCCGCCUCCAACGAUUCCUUCUUCUACGAUCCAGCCAUCCGCGACUACUUCAAAGUCUACCUCAAGACGCUGCUGACGAGGAAGAACCACUUGACAGGGGUGGAGUACAGGGACGACCCCACCAUCCUCGCGUGGGAGCUGAUGAACGAGCCCCGCUGCACCACGGACCCCUCCGGCGACACGCUGCAGCGCUGGAUGGAGGAGAUGUCGGCGUACGUCAAGUCCAUCGACAAGAAGCAUCUGCUCACCGUCGGCACCGAGGGGUUCUACGGGCCGACGAGCCCCCAGGAGAAGCUGGACGUCAAUCCGGGCACGUGGAAGGACAACAACUACGGUUCGGACUUCAUCCGCAACGCCAAGAUCCCAGACAUCGACUUCGCUUCCAUCCACCUCUACCCUGACACCUGGCUGCUGCAGCAGCACGCCACGGUGGACGAGAAGCUCAAGUUCGUGAAGCGGUGGGUGGCGUCCCACAUCGAGGACGGGGACAAGGAGCUGGGCAAGCCGGUCCUCGCCACCGAGUUCGGGCUGUCGCACCGCGCCAAGGGCUUCCACCACUCCCACCGCGACGUCUUCUACAAGGCCGUCUACGACACCGUCUACCGGUCGGCCGCCCGCGGCGGCGCCGGCGCCGGCGCCUUCGUGUGGCAGCUCGCCGUGGAGGACAUGGAGGAGUUCCACGACGACUUCUCCGUCGUGCCCAGCGAGCACCCCUCGCUGCACAGGCUCAUCAAGUCGCAAUCGUGCAGGCUGGCCAAGCUUAGGCACGGGGUCGGGGAGGAGGCCAAGCGGACGCUGUCGGUGUGCGCCGCCGGCUCGUCCUAGGAACGACCGACGAGCGGUGCUGCGCAGGCAGAAGCCAUUUCCACGCGUCCCCCUUUCAGCUUUGUUGCGCCCAGUCCGAGGGUUUUGUCUUUGUUUCUGUCGUCCGAAUGGAGCGAGUGGUGAUGGUGAAGUGUGUCAGAAAUAGAUCGGAGAAAAAUGAAAUAGAAAGCAGCAACAGCAACAAGAAAAAAAAAGUGUGUUACCUCGUGAGGCUUUGGUAAUGCUGCUGGUUAGAUUCGUUUGUGGCCACAGCACCGACGCCUCACGCAGUCACGCCUGCCCGUGGAAUGGCAGAUCGGCAUAGAUAAGCUACAGUUUCCGUCCUGUGCAACUGUACGUUAGAUGCCCUUGACCUUUGAUAUAUAGAGUCAUCGUCGGGUGGCAUCCAAUGGUAAUAGUCCUCCAUAUAGUGUAUUUCUGCAAUCUGGACAUUGGACCUAUAUUUAUAUAUAGCUGUAAGCAUAAGAGGAC
Zea mays is the source of this 2023-nucleotide messenger RNA. RefSeq lists its product as uncharacterized. The transcript has 5 exons. Lineage: Eukaryota; Viridiplantae; Streptophyta; Magnoliopsida; Poales; Poaceae. Gene Ontology annotation, biological process: polysaccharide catabolic process. The coding region runs from base 191 to 1552 and encodes 453 amino acids. Gene Ontology annotation, molecular function: mannan endo-1,4-beta-mannosidase activity. The record is from RefSeq and is marked provisional.